Molecule: messenger RNA, 732 nt
Organism: Protobothrops mucrosquamatus (brown spotted pit viper)
Lineage: Eukaryota; Metazoa; Chordata; Lepidosauria; Squamata; Viperidae
Product: endonuclease domain-containing 1 protein-like
Exons: 1
Molecular function (GO): metal ion binding; hydrolase activity; nucleic acid binding
Source: RefSeq, a predicted model, not a curated record
AUUGAUGACCCUGGAAAUAAUCAGGCAGAAAUGAUGCCGGAAGCUGAGAUUGCAGAGUCGGUGGAACAUCUGGGUAAAAACCAGGCCCUCAUGGCAGAUUAUGUAGACUCUGGCUAUGAGAGGGGGCACCUAAACCCCAGCUCUCUUCAUAAGGACGACCACCACGUUGCCACCCACACGCUGACCAACGCAGUGCCGCUCUCCCCUCCUUUCCAGGAGCUUUGGCACUGGGAAGUAGAGCAGCUUGUCAGCCACGGUUUGGCUCCUCACUGUCAAAAUGGGAAAGAUCUCCAUCUCCUCUCCGGAGCAAUGCCUUCAUCUCUCAAAGUAAAGGACAAAAUCGCGGUCCCCAAAUUUGUCUGGCUGGCAGCUUGCUGUGACAAUGGUGCCGAGUCCUGGUCGGUGGGAUUUAUUAAAGAAGCCGAUGUUGAGAGUCGUCUGGAAGACCUAACGGUAGAAGCUCUUCAGAAGAAGCUUCCUGCAGGAGCCGAGCUCUUUAAGAACCACUGUGGCCACGAUCGACAGGAUCCUAAGAAGGUGGAGAAUGUGUUGCACUCGGUGAAGAAAGUCCAGGCGAAGAAACCAACCUGUGUGAAAAAGCCCACUCAAAAUAAGCACACCCAGACCGCCAAGGAGCAAAGUGGCUUUCUGAAGAACUUUUUUCAUUUUGUCAUUAACCCUAUCAUGAAAGUGCUUCAGUUUGUUUGCUAUCUGGUUUGCCAACUUGUGAAA